AUGGAAGACUCAAAACCGAAAAAAAGACCUGGGAUUGCUGCUCAAGAGACUGGCCCUGGCCCUGGAUGCUACAGCUUACCUCCAACAGUCGGAUUUGUCAACCACGACUACACCCGCUUUACCAGUCCAGCAUAUUCUUUCCACCAGAGACUUAACAAUAGCAUACAUUUGAAAGAUACAAGCCCUGGACCCUGUUACUAUAUAGAACCAGAGACCACCCGCUUUGGCAGAGUCAGGGGCCCCUCGUAUUCGAUGCUGGCUCGACCAAAACCUCCAGGUCUGCCACAGACCCCUGGACCAGGCACGUACAGCCCCGAAAGAGUCCCACCUCCGUCCCAACAGAGACCACCAUCUUUCUCCAUAGGUUCCCGCACUAAGCACCGCCUGGCAGAUCAUGUCCCUGCCCCCAACAGCUAUGCCCUUCCCACACUACUGGGCCCACGAGUCCCCAGCAAACCCUCUAGCCCCAGUUUCACGAUGUCUGGACGGAGAAACAAAGGCAGCUACGCAGAAGACCUGUCUCAAACGCCGGGCCCAGGACGCUACAGCAUCACCAACCCCAACGUUUACUUGUGCCGGCGGCCCAUGUUCUCCAUGCUGGGGAGGCUCCAGAAGCCCAGCAGUGCCUUCCCCACACCGGGUCCUGGGACGCACAGCCCAGAAAAGGUAACAGCUCACUGGGCAAGAGCCCCUUCUUAUUCCCUCGGAGUUCGCCACUCAGAAUACCUCAUGCCACUCGUUGUAGAUCCUCCAGAAUGGUAG
Messenger RNA from Eublepharis macularius, 762 nucleotides. RefSeq names its product outer dense fiber of sperm tails 3 like 2 (gene CIMAP1D). The record is from RefSeq and is a predicted model, not a curated record. Bases 1 to 762 code for a protein of 253 amino acids. Gene Ontology annotation, cellular component: cytoskeleton. NCBI's taxonomy places the organism in Eukaryota, Metazoa, Chordata, Lepidosauria, Squamata, Eublepharidae. The transcript has 4 exons.